AUGCAACCAACUGAGCGUGAUUGCACAGUCCGAAUGUCAGCAUGGUCACCGGCUUUGACGGCCAUACAAUAUAACUGGCUCACGUAUCAGAAUGAUUUUUCAACUAAAUCAGAGUAUCGUGGAACGCCAACCCCGGAACUGGAGAGUAUGUGGGAAAGUCUUUACCAAUACUCUCAUUUAGUCGAUCUAAAGCAGCCGGCGGAUAGAGAGUGGGCUAGGUCGCCCGAUGAUUCUACCCGGAUCAUUGCGAACUUGGAAGUGUAUCAUCAGUUGGAGUGUCUGAAUACCCUAAGGCAGCACACGUACCGACAAACCUACAACUAUACGGGAUUUCCAGCAUUUGCAGGCACUGAGGCCCAGAUCAUGACAAGACUUGACCAGUGCAUCGAAGUACUGCGCACGACAUUGAUGUGUGCUGCGGACGCAACCCCAUACCUUAUCAAAAUGGCCCCUGAUCGUCCUCUUGGUGAAGGACCAGAUUUCAACACGCUGCACCAGUGUCGAGACUUUUCGAAAGUGACAGAGUGGAGUAGGAAGAAUGGCUUGAAGUCGCUGAUAAGGGGUGACACAAUGGUCUAUUGA
Messenger RNA from Aspergillus steynii IBT 23096, 582 nucleotides. RefSeq names its product oxidase ustYa family protein. NCBI's taxonomy places the organism in Eukaryota, Fungi, Ascomycota, Eurotiomycetes, Eurotiales, Aspergillaceae. The coding region runs from base 1 to 582 and encodes 193 amino acids. The record is from RefSeq and is a predicted model, not a curated record. The transcript is spliced from 4 exons. Gene Ontology annotation, biological process: mycotoxin biosynthetic process.